AUGUUAGAUAGUGAAAUCUUUCCUAUCAGAAAUUCUCAUAAAUCAUACAUCUCAGGAAAGAAUUAUGAAGAUUUGUAAUCUUAACCAUCAUCCCCACUUAAACUCACUAGGAUUAAUGAUUUAAAAAAUUAAGUGGAAAACUAUUUAGAUAUGUUGGAAUCUAAAGUAACAAUGGUAAAAGAGAAAGCACUUUCUGAGUUCAUUAUAGCAUAUAAUGGUUAUAUGAGAUAAGUGAAGGAAGACUUGAAAUAUUUAAAGGAGAAAAGUGUCGAGAUGGAGAGAUACUAUAAAGAUAACAAACGCAUUCAAAAUAUGGAGUAAUAAUUAGAAUGGUUCAGAGAUGAAAGUGUUAAGCUGUAUACUAAAAUAGAGGUAAAAAACAAAGAUAUCUUUGAAUUGAAAUUUAGAUUGCAAGAAGUUCAAAAAGAAAACGAGUUCCUUGAAGAAUAAAUUAAGUAAUUGAUGCGAAAGAAUAAGAAAUAUGAAGUUAUUAGACACACAACAAGUGUGGCAACAGAAUAAGCAGAAUAAAUUAAAGAACAAUAAUUAUUCUGUACUUAACCAAAACCUAAAAGGAUUAUGUCAGGGUAUGCAUAACCAAAGCAUAUUAAAUAAUUGCAAGACAUCUUUGAAAGGAUACCACAUGAUGAUCAAAAUUAAAUAAUAAAUGAAGUUGCUCAGUAUGUGACAUUCAUCGAAAAUACUAAGACCAAGUAGAUACAAUUAUUACGCUAGAAAAUGAAUUAAGCAAUUUGUCAAUCAACAAAGGCAUUUGCAACGAGAAGUGAGUAUGAGGAAUUCUUUAUUGAUUGUGUUGAGGUAAUGAAUAAUAAAUAAUAAAGUAAGUUCGUAAAGAUAUUUUGAGACGUCGUCAAAAUGUUCAAGUUGACAAUAAAUUAUCUGAUUUUAAUGUUUUUAGAAAAGAAGAUAAAUUAAAAGUAUUAGAACUUGUGUUAAUAAAUGAAAAAUUGCUAUAAGCCUUACAUUAGAAAUUAUUUCCGAGUUUGCAUGCUGGAUAAUUCUUGGAGCCUACGACAAUAUAAACUGAAUAUUAGGAUAUAUUUCAUUAAAUUGAUAAAAAGAGAAGUUUUUCAACGAAAGACAGAAUGAUUAUUAAAAAGGGGAAGUUGUUGUAUAAGUGA
Paramecium octaurelia is the source of this 1142-nucleotide messenger RNA. Lineage: Eukaryota; Ciliophora; Oligohymenophorea; Peniculida; Parameciidae. The record is from the annotation of a GenBank genome assembly.